AUGCGUGUUUGCAUAAUUCAGAUAAUCAAUAAAACGCCCGAGUGCCUCGCAGGUGAGCCAUUAGUACCUCGGCUUCCUCGGGGCAAACUUUGCGUUUGUUUGUUGUGUACGGCGCUACGCGACUCGAAAUGGCAACGUUUUCUCUCCAGCUUGAGCGAAAAGUGGAAUUGGGCCUUGUCACAUGCGGGAAAUUCGACGGUUCUCACGCGUGCAUUGUGGUCGCUACUUCCGGGGGCAACGUUCUCGUCCACAGCCCCCAUCGUCGCCCGCUUCCGGAUCCCACUGAUGAUACUGGAACCGGAAGACUCGCCUGGACCGGCGAACUUGCCGAAUUGCGAAUCGGCAAACAGGUGACUUCUCUGUACGCCGGGCGGUUAGGCGAAGACGAGAGAGAUGUUCUAAUGAUCGGUACCGCGACUCACCUUCUCGUAUACAACGUCGAGGAUAACGCCGACGUGUUUUACAAGGAGAUGUCUGACGGCGCGUACACCAUCACCGUCGGCAAACUGGGUUGGCUGACGGACCGAAGCGUCGCCGUUAUCGGUGGUAAUUGCUCCGUGACCGUCCUAGACGCCUCGGGUGCAGAGGUCUUCUGGACGGUAACCGGCGACGUCGUCGUUUCCUUGAUGAUAUUCGACUUCGACGGCGACGGCGCGAACGAACUGAUCCUCGGAAGCGUUGAUUUCGAGAUUCGGGCCCUGAAGGGAGACUCAGUGGCCUGGGACGUUAAGGAAACGGCGCCAGUCACGGCCCUGGUUGCCCUCUCCGGUUGCCAGUUCGGUUACGCCGUGGGAAACGGUACCGUCGGGGUCUACGAGACGGGACAGCGUCUCUGGCGUGUGAAGUCGAAGCACAGAGUGGUGGCCAUUCGUGGAUACGACGUCAACGGAGACGGCACAGAGGAACUCGUCACCGGCUGGAGCAGCGGGAAGGUCGACGCCCGGGUGCCGGCGACAGGGGAGGUCGUCUUUCGCGUUCAACUAUCCGCAGCUGUAGCCGGAAUCGCACGCGCCGAUUAUCGCCGCACCGGAAGACCCGACCUGGUCGUCGUCUCAGCGACCGGAGAAGUCAGGGGCUUCGGCUCAGGAGCAGCUUCUUCGGAGGCUUCGGAACCGGGCGACAUGGUGCGGGAGUUGCUGGCGAAGAAACAGGCGCUGAUAGCCGAGAUGAGACACAGAGCCGCGAACCCAGGAAGUUUCGCGUCCAGACUAGCCGUGGAAGUGUCGUGCGGGGACGGGGCAGCCCGCAUGGCACUGGCCGCUGGUCCCGGCCUCCUGGUUCACUGCACCAUCGUCUUCGCCGAGGGGGUCUUCGACGGUGAGACUCUCGUUGAUCGCCCCAAUCGACCCUGCGGACAGAUCGAGAUUGAACUCCGACCCCCAAAAGAUACCCCCGUCGACGUCCACGUCAAAGUCUGCGUCGGACCGAUGGGCGCCGAUCUUCUUCAGGUUUUCGAACUGACGCGGCAGCUACCGCGAUUCUGCAUGUACGAAAGGAUCGAGAGACCGAUCGACGUUGGAGACGCUGCUCUUGAUGAUUCUGGGGUGACGAUCGAGGUGGCGGAGAGACCUCAACGCUUGGCAAUUUGGCUUGGACAAAAUCUGAUUCUGCCCGAAGAGACGGAGGUGGAGGUCGCGGAGGUGGGGCCGACGGCGGGAACGCUUAACGUCUGUCUGCGAGGGUUGAGGGACGGGAAACUACACCAGCUGGAGGCGACGAGCGGUGGAAGGGUCAGACUUCGAACUAAGGACUCGACCUUCGCAGGGGAAGUCGUUCAGUCGUUGGCAUCUUACCUUGGACUCGGAGAGCUCAGUGCGGAAGCGAAUUUCCCAGAGGAUGAGAAACUGAUGACCGAGGCCUUGGAACGCCUGAACGGUCUUCGCGAAACCGAAAUCCGGCUCCGAGCUGGCGAGGCGCGUGGCGCUGCGCUGCUCAGGAACUUUUUGGUCCGUACCGAAGACGCGAGGAUCUUGGGUGAUGCUAAGAACGCCAAAGCCAGACUCGCCCAGCUUCGGGCCGUCAACGGGGAUCUCAUCCGGGACCACGAAAUCGGCGCCAACAGCUACCGCGAUCUCGUUCGUACACUGAAGGUUCUCAACGCCGCCGUUCAACGCAUCGCGCGUCUCCGAGUGGGAAAGCCAGCAGCGAACGCUAUCGCAAAGUGCAGAUCUGCGAUUCGCGACGGAGAUGCGCGAGCGCUGGUAGCAGUUGCGCGACAAGGAUAAACGAUAUAACGCGUUAUAAGUUAUUGGGACGGGAGUAAAAACCAAGGAAUUGUUAAUCGUUGUAUAAGCACGUGACACGAUAAGAGCGUUGCCCACUUAUGAAUUUUCAAACUUGCA
Messenger RNA from Diprion similis, 2342 nucleotides. RefSeq names its product Bardet-Biedl syndrome 2 protein homolog. Lineage: Eukaryota; Metazoa; Arthropoda; Insecta; Hymenoptera; Diprionidae. The transcript is spliced from 10 exons. The coding region runs from base 129 to 2225 and encodes 698 amino acids. Gene Ontology annotation, cellular component: membrane; ciliary basal body; neuron projection. Gene Ontology annotation, biological process: non-motile cilium assembly. The record is from RefSeq and is a predicted model, not a curated record.